CAGAGUAUCUGCCAGGCGCGGGCCUCUGUCAUGGUCUACGAUGACACCAGUAAGAAGUGGGUGCCCAUAAAGCCUGGACAGCAGGGAUUCAGCCGCAUCAACAUCUACCACAACACUGCCAACAACACGUUCAGAGUGGUGGGCGUCAAGCUGCAGGACCAGCAGGUGGUAAUCAACUACUCCAUAGUUAAGGGGCUCAAGUACAACCAGGCCACCCCGACCUUCCACCAGUGGCGCGAUGCCAGACAGGUCUACGGCCUCAAUUUCGCCAGCAAAGAGGAGGCCACCACCUUCUCCAACGCCAUGCUCUUUGCCCUCAACGUCCUCAGUGCUCAGGAUGGAGGUCCAGCUGUUCAGCGCCAAGUCCAGAAUGGGCCGACUUCAGAUGAGAUGGAAGUUCAGAGAGCGAGGCAGAUGAUGGAGCAGCAGCAGCAGAUUCAGGCGCACUUGGAGCGGGAGCGACGGACCUCCAACUCAGGUUCUCCUUUCCAAGGCCACCCUGCUGUGCUCUCUGUGGCCCCACCAGUAGUACCUCCCCCAAUGAACAUGGGCGGCCCUCCUCCCCCUCCGCCACCGCCGGGACCCCCACCACCCUCAGCGGGGGCACCCCAGCCUCCUCUCCCACCGCCACUACCCAUGGGCGAUGGGGGUUACGGAGAUGAGUCGCCUGGGCAGACGGGACUCGCCGCGAUGAUCGCUGGAGCCAAACUGCGUCGCGUUCAAAGACCUGAGGACAGCUCCUCAAGCGCCAAAAACGAUGCCAACAGAACGAGUGGAAGCAGCGGAGGACUGAUGGAGGAGAUGAACGCUCUGUUGGCACGAAGGAAAGCAGCCUCAGAGAAGCCGGAGGACAGCCAAAACGAUGAUCCAAAUUGUCCGUCACCCAACACCCGGGGUGGACAGAACGCCACAGAUGGUGCAAAGAAGCCGUGGGACCGAGCCAACUCUGCAGACAGGUCCAUGGUCUCAAGGGUACGGCCCGUGGGGAGUGGCAGUGACACAGACGCAGACCUCGAUAGAAUGAAACAGGAAAUCUUGGAAGAGGUGUUCCGUGAAUUGCACAAAGUAAAGGAGGAAAUCAUCGAUGCCAUUAGACAUGAACUCAGUCGAAUUAGUACGACAUAAUGUCUUGGAGCUGCUCCCCGACACGAACAACCUUUUCGAACCCUUGCCCCUGCAACAGCUGCUGUGGCCCUGAGGAGGAGGAGGAGGAGAAGAAGUCAGGGACGAAGGCCCAAACUGUGACAUCCACUCACCCUGUUCAGCUGUGGUGUUGAAGCAAUGCAGCGACGUUGAUCUAACACCUCAGGCGUGUCUGUGUAACAUUUGGUUUGUGUGUUUGGAGACAAAGAUGUGAAUGGGGCACACUCUCGCACUGAUUCCUCCGAUUUAUAAACAUUUUCUGUCCGUCUGUCAGCCCAUCUCCGCCCCUCUGUCCUCGGCCCAAAGGAAAUAUAAUAAAAUGUAUAUGAUUUUAUUUGUCUUCUGUUUGUUUUUCACAGGUUUGUUUUAAACUUUUUUUUAUUAUUACUAUCAUUUUCAUUAUUAUUGCUAUCAUUUAUAUGAUUGUCUAUGUCAUGUUAAUAUGAGUAGUAGUAGUUUAGUGAGUACAAUGGUAACAAUGAGGAAAUGAUAAUGAGAAUAUGAUAGUAACAAUAAUGUUGAUAAUUAUCAUUGCACAUCAUUUUACGUCAUCCUUUUGUAUUUUAUAUUGGUUCUUUUCAUUUGGUUUUUGUUUUAAAUACACUUGCGAUCACAUCCAAUAAAUGUAUUUCUUAUCAUUAUUCCCAGAACAUUUAAAAAUAAUGUUUUUUAUCCUUUUGGCCAACACAGCUAUGUAUGGCAGAAAAAAACAGUCUCAGACCUGAAACCAAGGGUGGGAUAAACUUCUUUGGAUAUUGCAAUCGUAUAAAAAAUGAAAUAAUACACCAGAGUAUUUGUGAUCAUGUUGUUAAUAAAAUGUUUAUUGG
Molecule: messenger RNA, 1970 nt
Organism: Pleuronectes platessa (European plaice)
Lineage: Eukaryota; Metazoa; Chordata; Actinopteri; Pleuronectiformes; Pleuronectidae
Gene: evlb
Product: Enah/Vasp-like b
Exons: 12
Coding region: 31-1125 (364 amino acids)
Biological process (GO): protein homotetramerization; actin polymerization or depolymerization; positive regulation of actin filament polymerization
Cellular component (GO): cytoskeleton
Molecular function (GO): actin binding; SH3 domain binding; profilin binding
Source: RefSeq, a predicted model, not a curated record